This is a messenger RNA of Danaus plexippus (monarch butterfly), 2552 nucleotides long. RefSeq lists its product as uncharacterized. Gene Ontology annotation, cellular component: extracellular region. NCBI's taxonomy places the organism in Eukaryota, Metazoa, Arthropoda, Insecta, Lepidoptera, Nymphalidae. The record is from RefSeq and is a predicted model, not a curated record. Gene Ontology annotation, molecular function: chitin binding. Bases 184 to 1656 code for a protein of 490 amino acids. The transcript is spliced from 6 exons.
CUGGCAAAUGUCAGUAACGAAAGAUACGCGCCGGCCUGCGCACGCGCAACGAACUUUAUACCAACGACUCCGAUACUAGAUUAACGAAUAUCGAUUCCAUUAUAAGUGAACAGUGAACAAUUUUUAUUAUCUCAUCUGUAUGAGUGCUGGUAACUUGUUCCUGAGGAAAUUUUCACAGUCAGUAUGGGUUCCAGACUUUUUACGUGCUCAAGUGCAUUCAUUAUAUGCUUCUGUAUAGUUACAGCUAAGACAGGUAAUCGCGUUAGCAGUCCAGCGACGCGCUUCACUUGUCAAGGACGCGUUGCCGGCUACUACGCUGACGUCGAGACCGGCUGCCAGGUAUACCACAUGUGUGAUGGUCUCGGCCGCCAGUUCAGCUACUCCUGCCCCAACACCACUCUGUUCCAACAACGCAUGCUGGUGUGUGAUCACUGGUACAUGGUGAACUGCUCCAACUCAGAGAGCGACUAUGACGCCAACCUUCUUAUCGGUCAGAGGGACAAGCCGUUCGUAUCUGAUGAAGAUAUGCGUCUUCGAACUCCUCGCCCUGACAUCCUCAACGUGCCUUCCAACAGCAACUAUUAUGAUGGCCUCAAGGAGGCUGAGUCCAAGUUUUCAAUACAUCCCAGUAAUAGUAUAGUUGGUAUAGCCGACUCCUUAUCUGGCGAGGAUAAUGAAUUGGAUGACGGAAAGCCGAGCUACAGACCGCCGAGCUCGUGGUCUAUGAAGUACUUUAAAACGACUCCCGUUAAAAAUAUAGACAGACAGACAAAUACAGAUCAAUAUAAUAGUUUUGAUAGCAAGAAGGAAGCGGACCAACCGCGACCGAUCAAAGCCAAAGUAAACAUUUCUCCACCUUCACAAGACCUCAGCCCGCCUCUACCCCCAAAAGAACAAUCAACCACAGCACAACCAGCCAAGGAUCCCGUGUAUAAUUUCAUCAAGCGCUUCGAUCCAAACUCUCCCGACUCAUUGAAGACAUCCAUGACUCAAUCCGAGAUAAUAAACCUCAACAAACAUCUACCCGAGGGUCAGGUCAGCUCGGAGGAGGAGAGGACUCCGCGGAAAUAUAAAAACUUCGGUAACAACAUUAACGUUCUCGACGGAGACAAAAAGAAAGGUUCCAGCGAUGGGACGAGGUUCGACACCGUGAACAUCAAAACGAAGCCAGAAGUCUCCGAAAACGCUACAUCUAAAGUUCCAGUACCAUCACAAGUAUUACUACCGCCCAAGAGAGAAUUCAACCCACCAGCAUCCACGACGAUGGGUCCACCCAUCUACUACGAAUGGAAAUGGGCAGUUCCGGCCUUUGAGUUAGCUCCCCCUAAACUGAAUAACGAGACUAACAUCACCAACGUCAAACCCGUCAAACCUAUUGAGAGACCGUUCAGUGUUGUACCCAAAUCUACACCCAGAGAGGUGGAAGUCACACCACGGAACACCGAGUACAAUAUAAGUUCAUAUUUCGUUCCCGACUACGUGUUCCCAUUGGACGGACCCCAUCCGGGAUACGGCGACGAUGACGCGCAGACCUCGUUCCAAGUGCAGGUCUCUAGACCGGGAAGGUCAAGUUACGGCGAAAACCCAGCGUGCCCUCAGUGUCAUCCAGCUUAUCUUGAACCCGGUACGUGCGAGCCCUGUGUCGUAAAACGGUAACAAUGACACCGUUUCGUAAAUUAGUUCUGCCAUUCUGCAAUGCCAUUACCUCGGAUGGGAAUUCCAUGAGUGCCUCGGAUAAUUUAAUUUAUUACAGUAGACUUUACAUCACUCACAACUCGACACUUCAGGGCAUAACAAUCGUGAUUAAAGUACCACGAAAUAUUUCAUAAUAACUGAUUUUCAAUAUAAUGCAAUGUAAAUACUUUAUUUACGCGUAAUUAUUACAGGAAAAUAUCUAACUCAGCUUUAUAAAAGUCUGGUUACAAUAUUGUGAUUUAAUGUUGAAUAACAUCUAAUUGUUACUCAGAAACCGAAUUUUAUCGUUUCAUAUUAUAAAGCACAUCACUAAAGACAAUCGAGCUGCCAUUUCUUAAUAUGACUCCAAUAUCAAAAAACUGCUAUUUUUGCAAACAUCCAAAAUAAUAUACACACUGAUUAUCUAUCAUCGGAAAAAAGAAACAUAUAAUCAGAAAACGAAUAACUUAAUAAAGUUUACCUGUUAUUAUUAACAACGAGAUAAUUGUUGAAUUAUGCUAUCAAAUUAUUAUAGAUUCACAAUAAAAGCAAUAUUUCUAUAGUUUAAAAAUCCUACCGAUUCUUCCUUAUAAUGAUUCUAUACUAUUUGAAUUUUGACAGACAUGUCAUAAGCGUCAUGUGCCUUAUGGGCGGUAAAUUAUGUUUUGACAGCGCCUUAGAAUCUCGGCAAUAUCUUUUUGUUAUAUUGCAACACAGUUCUGUUAUUGUAAGUUUUAUUUUAUCUGGAUUGUUAUUAAUAUUGAACUAAUAUGUAAUAUAGAUAAUAUAUAAGUUAGACGUUAAUAUUUAUAGAUUUGUAAACAUGUAUCAUAUCACCGUUGUAGCCGUUUAAGUUUUAAAUAAAAUAACUUUGAAAA